UUUUCAACAAACGUAAAUAUCAUUUAUACGGUUAUUUUGUUUUUACCAUUCUGCUCCAUAGAAACCACAACAAACGUAUUCUUCUUCAUUCUUUGUUAUUCUGCAACGCUUCAAGAAUUAAAUAUCAGAAAAUGGAAAUAGGAAAUAAGGUUUACCUAAAUAACAUUGACCAGAUAGAUGAAAAAUCGCAUAUCAAGGUUCGGGUGCUUAAAAUUUGGAACUUUGUCAGAAAUAAUAAAGUUUGUUCCAUUGAAAUGAUCAUCAUGGAUGAGGAGGGUACACAAUACCAAGCUCGUGUCUUCAAUCAGAAUUUCUCCAGAUUUCGUCAUCUUUUAAAGGAAGAUGAAAGUUAUAUAGUUAUAAAACCCAAUAUGGCUGCUGUUACUAAUGGUUUUAGUUAUACAGGUCUUGGUGAAGCUAAAAGUCAUUUUGAAGUAACAAAAUUGUUCAUAAAUUCUGACAUUUAUGAAAUAAAUAAGUUUAAAAAUAAGUUGAAAUGUCAUGACAAUUUCGGUAUAACUGAAAAAAGCAUAACUACACUUCAAAGCUACUCUUCUUCAUAUACAGAUGACUUUAAGGGCAAUUUUCCAUUAAAACAAUCUGUGAGAUCACCGAACCAAUUAAGGUAUAUAAUUCCAAUUAACGUACAAGAUUGUACUGGAACCAUUGGAUUGACUCUUUUUGAUAGGGAAGCAAGGAGGUUGUUAAAUAUAAGUGCCUACGAGUUGAAAAAGAUACAUGAUGCGGCCGGAGACAGUGAUGCCCUAUUUCCAAUGCAACUUAACGUGUUGAAAAACCGCAAGUUUGGUUUUGUUGUAGAUAUUACAGAAUACAAUGUCAACAACUAUAAUAACAUCUACACAGUUCUCAGAGUUACAGAAGAUAUGUCCAUUGUUUGUGAAUUGGAAAGUAAAAUAGAACUUAUGAGUAUUCAAUCUGUCUCCUUAAAUCAAGUUGCUUUGGAAUCCGAUGAUGUUGUACAGCCUGUUCAAAAGGAUGUGAUCUCACAAACAGACGAAAGUUUUACACCCUCAACAGUUGAUAAGUCAACCGCAACAAGUCCUUGCAAAAUAUCAGGUGAUUUGAAGCGCAACCUCCAAGAAAUUUAUGAUGUUGAUUCUGGAUAUGAUUUAAGUUCAACUAAGGCUAAAAGAAAGUCAACCGCAGAGGAAACUCCACUCUUGAUUCCAAAAAUUGAAAAGUGA
Lactuca saligna is the source of this 1205-nucleotide messenger RNA. The record is from the annotation of a GenBank genome assembly. NCBI's taxonomy places the organism in Eukaryota, Viridiplantae, Streptophyta, Magnoliopsida, Asterales, Asteraceae.